Ailuropoda melanoleuca (giant panda) is the source of this 1517-nucleotide messenger RNA. It is a transcript of the gene MNDA, whose product is annotated as myeloid cell nuclear differentiation antigen. The record is from RefSeq and is a predicted model, not a curated record. Lineage: Eukaryota; Metazoa; Chordata; Mammalia; Carnivora; Ursidae. Gene Ontology annotation, cellular component: nucleolus; nucleoplasm; cytosol. Gene Ontology annotation, biological process: activation of innate immune response; cellular response to interferon-beta. Gene Ontology annotation, molecular function: double-stranded DNA binding.
GCUCACCUGGAGAGAUGGGGAGUGAGUAUAAGAGAAUUAUUCUGCUGAAAGGACUGGAGCUCAUCAAUGACUACCAGUUCAGCAUAGUUAAGUCCCUACUCCAUGAUUUGGGACUGACGACAAACAUGCAAGAAGAAUAUAACAAGGUCAAGAUUGCUGACCUGAUGGAAAAGAAGUUCCCAGGGGCUGCCUGUGUGGACAAGCUAAUAGACCUAUUCAAGGACAUGCCACCACUUAAGGACAUUGUUAAGCAACUUAGAAAUGAGAAGAUGAAAGUUGCAAAGAAAGUGAGAACAGAAGAAACACCAAAGAAAAAGAAGCAGCAGGCGGGAGCGGGUCCCGCUGCAUGUGCCCCCACCACGAGCAGGGCUGUGACGGGCCAGAGCGCGGAGGGGACCGCUACGUCUCAGAAAAGAAGAACCGCCGCCAAGGGAACGGCUGCGACCAAAAAGAAUAAGGUGUCGCUGCAGCAGACUGAGCCGGUGUGCCCCCCGGGAGCCAGCACGUCCGCUGCCAGAGGCUUCCUGCCACGGCCCCAGGCGUCCUUGGCAGCUGCGUUCUUCCCUGCCUUCCCUGAGAACCAGACGAUGAAGGGCCGACAUCAGGCUGCUCCUAGAGGACGUGUCCUUCAGCAGGGCCCCCUGACUGUCCUGGUACUGAAAGCAACGGAGCCAUUCGAAUACGAAUCCCCAGAAGAGGGGAGAAACAGAAUGUUUCACGCCACAGUGGCUACCUGCAAUCAGUUUUUCCAUGUGAAGGUUUUAAACAGCAACCUGAAAGAGAAAUUCACAAAAGAGAAUAUCAUUACCGUAUUAGAUUACUAUGAAUGCAAAGGAAUCCUCGAGAUAAACAAAACCUCAUCUGUGUACGAAGCUGAUCCUUUCCAAGUGAUUGAGGUCCCAAACAGCAUCAUCAAAAGAGCAAAUGAAACUCCCAAGAUUGAUAAUCUUUACAAGCAAGCAUCAGGAACAUUUGUGUACGGAUUAUUUCUGUUACAUGAGAAAAAAGUGAAUAGGAAGACAACAGUGUAUGAAAUACAGGAUAAUACAGGAACGAUGGAGGUCGUGGGGACCGAGAGAUGGCACAACAUCAAGUGUGAGAAAGGAGAUAAACUUCGACUCUUCGGCUUUCAACUGAAAACAAUUGACCAGAAGCUGAAACUGACAUGUGGAACUCACAGCUUUAUCCAGGUCAUCAAGGCUAGGAAAAGCAAGAAGGAACCAGUCGGUUUGGAUUUAAAGGUGGAAUUUGACGCGAUGGACUACCCUCCCGACCAAUUCAACCAAUUCAUGGGCUUUAAUAGUGAUAUUAAAACAGAGGAUUUCUAUUAAAAAUAGAUGCAGCAGAAAUAGCCCAGCACAUUAAGAGCUUUUUAUAUCUGCAUUGUAGAUUAUUUUUAUUUUAUAAAAUUUACUUAAUUGCACUUUUGUUUAUUUUCUAAGAAUAGUACAUUUUGUAUCUACCACAUUUAUAAUGCAAAAAAAUAAAACUUCCUUUCAAAGGGCAUCUUCUCCAAA